Messenger RNA from Aplysia californica (California sea hare), 413 nucleotides. RefSeq lists its product as uncharacterized. NCBI's taxonomy places the organism in Eukaryota, Metazoa, Mollusca, Gastropoda, Aplysiida, Aplysiidae. The record is from RefSeq and is a predicted model, not a curated record.
UGUCAAACAUUUAUUCUCUUUAUCUCACCGGUCCUUCUUUUCUGUUAUGUGUUACUCUCCAGUAACAUCUAUCAUUUUCAGCUCUUUAUAACUUUUUGUUUUUAUGUGCUGUUGUGUGGUUUGCUUCUUCUUUCCUAUUGAACAAAGGAAGGAGAGGAAGCUCCUUUUUGAGUGGCGUGCAACACAUACUUUACAGUUCAGCACAUCCUAACGGAAUGUGUAGACUUCAAUGAUAACCAGGAGCCGAUGCUAUAGGCUGUCUAAAAGUGGCCUCAAAUGGGACUACCAGUUCUCAAGUCUCUACGUUUGCUCCAGGCUCUACGUUUACUGCAUCCUCUACGCCUGCCUGGGUUUUCCUUGAAAGACGUGGUCAAGGCAUCUCGUCUCCUAAAUGGUCGAGAAUGUAUCAAUAG